Molecule: messenger RNA, 423 nt
Organism: Schizosaccharomyces osmophilus
Lineage: Eukaryota; Fungi; Ascomycota; Schizosaccharomycetes; Schizosaccharomycetales; Schizosaccharomycetaceae
Gene: rpb6
Product: DNA-directed RNA polymerase I, II and III subunit Rpb6
Exons: 2
Coding region: 1-423 (140 amino acids)
Biological process (GO): DNA-templated transcription
Cellular component (GO): RNA polymerase III complex; nucleus; RNA polymerase II, core complex
Molecular function (GO): DNA-directed RNA polymerase activity; DNA binding
Source: RefSeq, a predicted model, not a curated record
AUGUCUGACUACGAAGAAGAAGAAGGAUUAGGUAUGGAUGGUGCCGUCAUGGAAGAAGAAGUGGAUGAAUAUCAAGUGGGAGACGAAAAUGGCGAGCAACAAAAUAAUGGUGCAGGAGGAGAAUCCACCACCAUAUUGUCAGAAGACGUUGCUACCAAUCGUACUGGUGCUGCCUCCAAAGCCAUAGAAAAAGAAAGACGUACCACAACACCUUACAUGACUAAAUAUGAGCGUGCUCGUAUCUUGGGUACCCGUGCCUUACAGAUCAGUAUGAAUGCUCCUGUUCUAGUCGACUUGGAAGGCGAAACAGAUCCAUUGCAAAUUGCCAUGAAGGAACUUGCGCAAAAAAAGAUUCCCCUUUUGGUCCGUCGGUAUUUACCUGAUGGAAGUUUUGAGGAUUGGAGCGUUUCUGAGCUCAUCUAA